Pogonomyrmex barbatus (red harvester ant) is the source of this 1513-nucleotide messenger RNA. It is a transcript of the gene Dhc36C, whose product is annotated as Dynein heavy chain at 36C. The record is from RefSeq and is a predicted model, not a curated record. Gene Ontology annotation, molecular function: minus-end-directed microtubule motor activity; ATP hydrolysis activity; dynein light intermediate chain binding. Gene Ontology annotation, biological process: microtubule-based movement. NCBI's taxonomy places the organism in Eukaryota, Metazoa, Arthropoda, Insecta, Hymenoptera, Formicidae. Gene Ontology annotation, cellular component: dynein complex.
GCUGACGCUAAGAAUUUAGAUCUAUACCAUGAUGGUCCAGCGCGCGAUGGUCCGCAAAACACCCACCGUGCUUUGAAGAUAUAUUAGAAAUUUGUUAAAUGUCAUCUCGUGACAUUAAUUGUCGUAAUUAUCGUGACGUUAAUUACGAUUGAAUAUGGAAAGUUCUCGUUCGGAGGAAAUGAAAAUACAAAAAUGCCGAUCCGAAGAUGCAACUCGAAUACCAAAAAUCCUCGAAACAAAAGUAGAACCGCUAUUUUCCUUGCCGUCAGACUUAAUAACUCCCAAAAGAUGUAAAAGGAAAGAAGAAGCGCCAAUUAAGGGGCAGAAAAAAAUGCAAAAAUUUCGUAAUAGCCCUUACACAGCGAAACGCCUUCAUGAGGAAAAUUUUCGCAGAUUUCUGGUGGGCUUGAUAGUGAAACCUGAACUACCGGAAAAGGAUUGGGAUUUGAGUGACGAUAAAGAUGUCAAUAGAUAUUAUUAUUAUCUUUGCAACGGAGUUGAUACAAUUCACACGGCGAGCAUUGACGUCUUCAUCGAGGCAAUUCUCAAUCUGGUUCCUGGUAUCUUACGCGAUAAAUUUCCCGAUUUUGCCAAUAAUUUGAUGCUCGAAAUCAAAGAGGACUUCACGAAGAACAUAAAGAAGGCCAUUGUUAAAUUCGCGCUCACACAUCCUUCCGAGGAACAUCCUUCAAAGUUUGACGUAAUCCACGAACGAUACAUUCAAUUGGACUUGCGAGAACAUGUAGAACAUUGUCGCAAAGUUCUGCACGCUGAUCUAUAUUUAAUAAAUCCGUGCAUGCGAAUGACUUUGGAGCAGUGGGUUCGUGAUUACAGUCAAUUUCGGCUGAUCAAUUUGGAGCAUGUCAUCGCCCACAAAGAAAGCUGGGACCUAACGAAUUUUCAUACCUUAAUCACUCAUCAGAUCAUUGCUAACCGGCGAAUUUUGAAGAAAGUCUGGUAUAGCGGAAUUCAAGAGAUAUUUCUUGUGAACAAUAGGAAGAAGAUGGUGCCCAGCCUAUUGCAACGCAAGGAAUUUAAACGAUUUUUCGAUUGUGCCGGCAAGCUGAUGGAAUCGCAACUUUUAAAAGCUUGCAAACGCUCUUUGCGGGAUUUCGUUAAUUAUGUCGCGGACGGCAAGGUGAAAUAUAUAUAUUCACCACCCGCGAUCGAUCGACAUGAAAUCAUUUCCAGACUAGGAAACACGCACGCGUUCGGCGUGCGUUUCCUUCCUUCGUUUAUUCGCUGUCGCGCAUUAUUGGAACGCACCGAGACACAAUUUCCAUCAAUUUCUGCUUAUCAAGACUUUUCAAGGCUCGUCCGCUCGUUUGAGCUCGCCUUGAGCCCCUAUCGCACGCGUAACCCGGAUGUUUUAUGACAAUCAAUUUAAAGUUUAAAAAUAAAAAAUAAUAGAAAGCAACAAUAAUAAAGGAUAGUAGGAAAAAAUUACUGUCAUAUUUAUAAGAGAAUCAGAAUAAGCGAUUGAUUGAAUAAUACUUAUAAAUAAAAUAAUUUU